AUGUGGUCAAUUCACGCUUGUCAAAAUGUGGCGUUCUAUGAGAUCACCUUUGUCGAUAUUACCGACGACAUCCCCCCCUUAUGCAACAGUGUGAGUGUGGGGCAGCGAAUGAUGCUUUGCAUAUUUGCCGGACGUCUCGGUGGCGGCAAAACCGUUUUCAUGCAUCAAGGUUUUGGUGGUGAGGUGAGGGCAAAGCGUUGUACUUGUGACGAGUCGUCUCGACGAAGCAGCAGUGAGCCCUCGUUCCUUCGUCCAGCAUGGCGUGUGUGUGCGUUGGUGGGUGGGAGUGCUGGUGAUGACACUGCCGAAGGGAAGGCGGCUUCACCGAUUGCAGUCGGGCAGUUGUGUGUGAUGGUUACCGUUCUCCUGCAGUCGUGCUGCAAGUGGAUUGGGAUGAGCUCCUCCGCCUACACAAAGUAG
Molecule: messenger RNA, 420 nt
Organism: Hydatigera taeniaeformis
Lineage: Eukaryota; Metazoa; Platyhelminthes; Cestoda; Cyclophyllidea; Taeniidae
Source: the annotation of a GenBank genome assembly